Magallana angulata is the source of this 4323-nucleotide messenger RNA. RefSeq lists its product as uncharacterized. Gene Ontology annotation, biological process: cell surface receptor signaling pathway; G protein-coupled receptor signaling pathway. The record is from RefSeq and is a predicted model, not a curated record. The transcript has 3 exons. Gene Ontology annotation, molecular function: G protein-coupled receptor activity. Gene Ontology annotation, cellular component: membrane. The coding region runs from base 149 to 3853 and encodes 1234 amino acids. Lineage: Eukaryota; Metazoa; Mollusca; Bivalvia; Ostreida; Ostreidae.
AUAAUUUUUGUCAGAUUAAAUACAAAGCAACCCGGAGCUUUAAUUCAUUGCAAAAAUUGAUCGAGCAUUCAACAGUCAAAAACAAAAGGACACGAAUGGAAUUAGCCUUGUUUUUAUCUUAGUGCACGCUAUCAAGGAAAUGUCAUAGAUGGAUUUCAGACCAUUUCUUCUCUUAUUGAUGAGUCCGGUGGUGUUCGGACAAACACCUGACCUUACUACUGCUUUCCAGCAGUACGUCGAUGCUUGCUCGCCCAAUCGUAUGUGUCCAACAAGUUCCAGAGUCCAUCCACCACUGAAAUAUAACAUCACCCUUCCCAGCGUUUGUCCACUGUGCGAUUGUGAUGAGAGAUGUAUUUUGAGAGGAACGUGUUGUCCGGAUCUACUUUUUUCUCGAAAAGUAGUUCCUAGCUGUGUGGAUGUGACCAUUAUUGGAGAUGACAAAAGAAAAUUUUAUAUGGUCCCAGCAUGUAGAGAGAAAGACUCUUGUACUGACACUUCCCUCGAAGUCAGAUUAAAAAAUGUUCCCGUGAGUUCCAUGGCGACUAGUUAUUCGUAUGAAACCAAGGCCCUCGCUGAAAAAUACGAAAACGGUGCAACUUUAUUGGAGUGGGGAAUUGAGUUUGUAUGUAAUAGUUCGGUGGAUUUUAACUUUAUUUCAAAAUAUUCAAGACUUAUAGAAUCUGUUCAGAGAGAAAAUUGCAGUAUAAGAUAUAGUCCAAGUGAUUUGAUGAAAGUUCAGGAAUGUAGCACUACAGUUAACACCAUCAGUCGCUGCAACAUGACCGGGUUGUGGGUAAAAUACGACCCUGGCAUAGACUGGGCAUGCUCAAAUUAUUACCAGCACUCUGGACUCUUCGAGAACAUCUUCUGUCGACUUUGUAAUCCUUCAAAUGCCUCAGUAGGGAAUGAUGAAUCUUUAAUAUCAGUUUGUAACCACACUGGGCUUUGGCAAAGCUUCGACAAGGAAGUUGAAGACGGCUGUUUAUCAAGUUCACGAUCACACGUGUCAUACCCUUUUAAAAAUGUCUUUUGUUGGAUAUGCAACACUGGCUCAAAAACAACGCCAUAUAAAGAGAUGAACGGAUACAUUUCAGAAAUUCUUGAAGAGCACGGAUAUCGUUAUCAGUUCAACAUGACUAGCUUUUCAAAGGAGUAUGUAUCGAAACUUAAACAAAUGGCAAUAACAAAAACAUCAGGGAGUUACCCCAAUAUGAUUUGGAGAAAUGGCCAAUGGAUAAAUAAAUCUAGCCUUGUUGCGCAAUAUCAGGCUGUGACAGGCAAAAGCACAUGUGAUAAAACGAUUGUUACGAAUUGUGUUUGCGAUCCAUCGUGUUUUGAGGACGAUUCUAAAGAUUGUUGCAUAGAUUUCCUUCUAGAUUUCAACAUGGAUUUUCCGGUAUUCAAACAUUCACAGACCAAUCCAAAACAGAGUUCCCUGACAAUUUCGUCAUGUAACAUUAACAAUACGUUUACUGAUGAAUGCCUUAACCCUUCAGAUGACUUCAUGGGAAUAUUUCCUUUGACCGAUAUGUCAGAAAAUCUACAUUAUAGAAAUAUCUAUUGUUACCUUUGCAACACAAACAAUCUUUCGAACUUCAACUCGAUUUUACCAUGGAAUAUGACCAUAAAGAGUCCAGAAUUAUUAGAUAUCCAAUUUUACACUUCAAUUAUGGAUGUACUGGAUUUUGUAUCCCGCAAAGAACACGAGAUUAUUCUUGCUCCCCAUAUUACCCCUUGGCAAAAAAGACAAAAAUUGGGACCAGACAGGAGCGCCUGUAACAAAACUGGUCUUUGGAAGACUUAUGAUUCUGAUGUGUCGUGGGCUUGCAACUCACUUCAUCUUCCAAAUGAAAUUUAUCGCGAUACAUUUUGUGAAAUAUGUAAUCCUGACAAAAAUAUCCCGAGCAUAAGGAAAGCAUGCAAUAUCACAAAAGUCUGGGACCUCUUGGAUUAUAAUAUAAAAACUGCCUGUUCCGUUUUCCCAGAAAUGACCACAGCCUUUCCCUAUAAGAACAAGUUUUGUAUAUACUGCAAUUCUGAAUCGUCGACUUACUUGGUCUCAACUACCCAAAGUCCAAAGGAGAGCGAGACGAACAGUGAGUUAAACACAGCGUCUCUUCGCGACAUAUUUGGAGUGUUUCGGGGGAAAGAGGAGACCACAUGCAGUCAUCUUCACUUUAAAACUCAAGCGGGAGAUUGUCGGAAACUAAGGUGCUAUCCUGGAAAAAUUCUUACUAAAGAGGGUUGCAUUCCGUUACUUCCCGUGACAAAAAAUUUAAACUAUUCGAUUCACUUCAGUUUAGGCUUAGCCAACAAUAUUUCAGUUACACAGAAUGCCAUGGAGAUUCUAGUUGAAGAAGUAACAUCAGUCAUAAAGUCCAUAUUAAAUGUUACAAACGUGAAAUUCCUUUCAAAAGUAAAACUAUUUACUUCAAAUCACAACUUUACAUUAACAAUUGGGACCAAUUUCUUUGUAGAAGAUAUGAUUCCGAGGUUAAAAUCGGAAAUAUUGCUCAUGUCUCUUCGAAAAAAUCCGAAAAAAUUCUUGCAGAUCAAAAAUGUGCAUUUCUUGGAGCCCAACUUAACAAACUUUGUUUCUGAGCAAAACACUUCGACUAUAGAGAUUGGAACACCAAUGAUUUCUACUCAAAAUGUAACAAUAUAUCGUCACGUGAUAAUUUCCUCUCUGAUCAUGUGUAAGCAAGUUGAACUAUUUAAAGAUGAAAUAAAAAUCCUUGAUAUCAAAACAAGGAGGAUUAGAAUUCUCAAUUCCAUGGCCGAAUUAGAUGAAAGCGAAUAUUACGUGACGGAAAACGGGGCCUAUGCUGUUUGUGUGGAUGUUUACUGCGCCGAUUCUAGUUGUUCAGAGGUUCCAACAACAGAAUCUGACCUUGAGAAGGCACUGCGUAUCUUCACGAUUGUGUGCACUGUUCCGUCUCUACUUUGCCUCAUAGCCACCUUUAUCCACUACUGUCUCUUCAAGAGACUAAGGACGACACCCGGAAUCCACUUCAUGUCUUUGACAGUUUCUCUCUUUUUCUCACAAUUUUUCUUUCAGUUCUUCCUUCGUAAAAAUUUCCAAAAUGACUCCAGUUGUCAGGCUAUGGGCAUGAUCAUUCACUUUUGGUGGCUUGCAACGUUCUGUUGCUAUGCGUUGAACGGAUAUUUGAUGUUUAUGACUUUCAGGGCCAAUGUUGAUUUUCACUCCUCAGAUCAGAGGAUCAGCAAAAGAUACUUCCUUUUCUCAUAUGGUGUUCCACUUGUUGUGGUUUUUUUCACGUUCGUUGUCAAUUUGUUGUCUUCGGGAGAUAUCGGUUAUGGUACAGAUUCCGUUUGUUUCCUCAACAACACUGUGUCUCUGAUUGUUUCAUUUUUGUUGGUUAUUGGAAUAGUCUGCGUUUGCAACAUUGCUUUCUUUAUCUUCGUCGUUUACAAACUCUUUAAAUACAAAAAACAACAACAGUCACUGGGUAUUAACAAAAACGACAUGAACAUGAUAUUCAUUUUCUUCAAACUGUUUUUCAUUUCCGGUUUGUCAUGGAUCUUUUUUAUAAUUGACGCAAUCAUUCCAGAACUGACACUUUUCUCGUUCUUUGUUACAUUUGUAAACUGUCUACAAGGCGUCCUGGUGUUUUUGCUCGAAGUCUGCAAGAAGAAAUCCAGGGAAAUGUAUAAGGAUUUCAAGAACUACAGAAAACAAGGCCGGCCCCGCCAGUUAUUUUCAUCCAGCAAGCAGAGUGUGUUGAGAGAAGCAUCCAGGCGAGCCUCGCGGUCCGGAAGUGACGGGUCCGUGAAUCCCGUCUUCUCAAGCAUCGAGGAAGACGUCGGUACAACCACGAGCUCAAUAAUAUAAAGACGCUCGUAUUUGAAAGAAUUGUCAUGAAAAGCGGAUAUCAGAAUUACCUCAAACUUGAGUUAUUAACUUGUAUGUUAUAUUAAAGACUCAAAUCGUCAUGAGGAGAGCUAUUCCUUUAAGUUUUCCCAGAUAAAAAGACCAUAUAAAAGAGCACAUGUGACUACCUCAUUAAUAAAUUCCCUUAUAAAAGUUAUGUUGUUCUUCAUUUUGCCAAGUUUGAUUUUAAAAUACUAAAUCUUUUUAAACCACUCCGAUUUCUUCAAGGUCCAGUGUAUGGAAUGAAUUUUGAUUUAAUAUUUUUAAUAAUGAAUAACGAUAGUCAUUAUCGUACUAUACUAUACUUCAUUGUAUACAGUUUAACUUAUAACAACUUUGUUUAUUUUUUAUUUCAUUAAAUUGUUCAUUGCAAAUGAAAUCAGUUGUAACUUGUUAUAUAUGUUGAAUCAAUAAAUGUUUUUGUGGUUUUA